CAGGUCGUAGGGCAGGGACUCUGCAGACGCCGCCAUGGCUGGCAGUGCUCUCCGGCCUGCGCGCUCCCUGCUCGUCGCCCUUCUGGCGCCAGCGCUGGUGGCAUUACUGGUGUCGCCCGCCCGGGGUCGCGGGGGCCUGGACCACGGGGACUGGGACAUGGGCUGGCGACUGCCUCCGCUGCCACCCCGCGAAGACGCGCCGCGCGUGGCCCGCUUCGUGACGCACGUCUCGGACUGGGGCGCGCUGGCCACUACCUCCACGCUGGAGGCGGUGCGCGGCAGGUCCUUCGCGGACGUCAUCUCCUUCAGUGACGGUCCCCCGGGCGCAGGCAGCGGCGUGCCCUACAUGUACCUGAGCCCAAUGCAGCAACUAGUGAGCGACUUGCAGGAACAUCCAGAGGCUACGCUGACACUGUCUUUGGCACAGACUGUCUUCUGUAGGAAACAUGGAUUUGAUCCCCAGAGUCCCUUGUGUGUUCAUAUAAUGUUGUCGGGAACUGUGACCAAGGUGAAUGAGAAGGAAGCAGACUACGCGAAGAAUUCGUUAUUCCUGCGACACCCUGAGAUGAAGACUUGGCCUUCCAGCCAUAAUUGGUUCUUUGCAAAGUUAAAUAUAACCAACAUCUGGGUCUUGGACUACUUUGGUGGACCGAAAGUCGUGACACCGGAAGAAUAUUUUAAUGUCACAUUGCAGUAAGUGAAGCAGAAUAUGGUGAACCGACCCACCCCAGCAAAGAGCCGGAGAUGGCUCUGCACACUUAAAGGGCUUGCUGUUGUCUGCAGCUUUCCUGGGCUGUCAGCGGACUCUGCCACCCGCUGGUUGAUCUUGUUUGCUUGCCUGUUUACAGAAUGCUGUUGGUCCUAGAGUAGGGUCUCUUGGAAGAUGUGGUUGCUGGAUUUAAAACUUGUGUUUCGAAGCCAUUUUCACAGAAAAAUGCAAUCCAUUCUAAUCAAGGAUUUUUUCUUUCAUCUA
Molecule: messenger RNA, 973 nt
Organism: Microtus ochrogaster (prairie vole)
Lineage: Eukaryota; Metazoa; Chordata; Mammalia; Rodentia; Cricetidae
Gene: Creg1
Product: cellular repressor of E1A stimulated genes 1
Source: RefSeq, a predicted model, not a curated record